AGGGGAGGGGAGGGUAAAUAGUGGGCCCGGCUGGAAGAUGGCGGCGGUCGCGGAGGUGUGAGGUGACCGGGGUCUCUGCCGCGGGCUCUUCUCUUCCCGUCGUCCUCCCCUCUUCUCGGCCCCGGCCGAGGAGGUGGGCACCGCGGGGGCCGGGUUCGGGCGGCGGCGCCCGGCGCAGCGCGGGGGUCACGGCGACGGCGGCCGACGGCUGGAAGGGCAGACUUCCCUCGCCGCUCGUCCUCCUUCCCCGGUCCGCUCGGGGUCAGGCGCGGCGGCGGCGGCGGCGGGGCGGCGGCGGCGGCGGCGGCGGCGCUUCGUCCCGGCUCCUGCUCCCCCGCGCCCCGGAGCAGGCACGCUGCUUCUUCUCCUCGCCAUCCCCCGACCCUCCACCCCAGGGACCGCGCGCCGCCUCCGGCGCGCCUCACCGAGCGGGGCUCGCUCUCCCGCUCGCCUGUCGUGCCUCCAUGUCGGAUAACCAGAGCUGGAACUCGUCGGGCUCGGAGGAGGACCCGGAGACGGAGUCCGGGCCGCCGGUGGAGCGCUGCGGGGUCCUCAGCAAGUGGACAAACUACAUUCAUGGAUGGCAGGAUCGUUGGGUAGUUCUGAAAAACAAUACUUUGAGUUACUACAAAUCUGAAGAUGAGACAGAAUAUGGCUGCAGGGGGUCCAUCUGUCUUAGCAAGGCUGUGAUCACGCCUCAUGAUUUUGAUGAAUGUCGAUUUGAUAUUAGUGUGAAUGAUAGUGUUUGGUAUCUUCGAGCUCAGGAUCCAGAUCACAGACAGCAGUGGAUAGAUGCCAUUGAACAGCACAAGACUGAAUCAGGAUAUGGAUCAGAAUCCAGCUUGCGUCGACAUGGCUCAAUGGUGUCACUGGUAUCUGGAGCAAGUGGCUAUUCUGCUACAUCCACAUCUUCAUUUAAGAAAGGCCACAGUUUACGUGAAAAAUUGGCUGAAAUGGAAACCUUUAGAGACAUCCUAUGUAGACAAGUUGAUACUCUCCAGAAGUACUUUGAUGCCUGUGCUGAUGCUGUCUCCAAGGAUGAACUUCAAAGAGAUAAAGUGGUGGAAGAUGACGAAGAUGACUUUCCUACAACACGCUCUGAUGGAGACUUCUUACCCAGUACCAAUGGCAAUAAAGAAAAGUUAUUUCCACAUGUAACACCAAAAGGAAUUAAUGGUAUAGACUUUAAAGGGGAAGCUAUAACUUUUAAAGCAACUACUGCUGGAAUUCUUGCUACACUUUCUCAUUGUAUUGAGUUAAUGGUAAAACGUGAGGACAGCUGGCAAAAGAGAUUGGAUAAGGAAGGUGAGAAGAAAAGAAGAGUAGAGGAAGCAUACAACAAUGCAAUGGCAGAACUGAAGAAGAAAUCCCACUUUGGUGGACCAGAUUAUGAAGAAGGCCCAAACAGCCUGAUUAAUGAGGAAGAGUUCUUUGAUGCUGUUGAAGCUGCUCUUGACAGGCAAGAUAAAAUAGAAGAACAGUCACAGAGUGAAAAGGUCAGGUUACAUUGGCCUACAGCUCUGCCAUCUGGAGAUGCCUUUUCUUCUGUGGGGACACAUAGAUUUGUCCAAAAGCCCUAUAGUCGCUCUUCCUCCAUGUCUUCCAUUGAUCUAGUCAGUGCCUCUGACGAUGUACACAGAUUCAGCUCCCAGGUUGAAGAAAUGGUGCAGAAUCACAUGACGUAUUCCUUGCAGGAUGUAGGCGGAGAUGCCAACUGGCAGUUGGUUGUAGAAGAAGGAGAAAUGAAGGUAUACAGAAGAGAAGUAGAAGAAAACGGGAUUGUUCUGGAUCCUUUGAAAGCUACCCAUUCAGUUAAAGGUGUUACAGGACAUGAAGUCUGUAAUUACUUUUGGAAUGUCGAUGUUCGCAAUGACUGGGAAACAACCAUAGAAAACUUCCAUGUGGUGGAAACAUUAGCUGAUAAUGCCAUCAUCGUUUAUCAAACACACAAGAGAGUAUGGCCUGCUUCUCAGAGAGAUGUGUUAUAUCUUUCUGCUAUUAGAAAGAUCGCAGCCAAGACUGAAAAUGAUCCUGAAACUUGGAUAGUUUGUAAUUUUUCUGUGGAUCAUGAUAGUGCUCCUCUGAACAAUCGAUGUGUACGUGCCAAAAUAAACAUUGCUAUGAUUUGUCAAACCUUGGUAAGCCCACCAGAGGGAAACCAGGAGAUAAGCAGGGACAAUAUUCUAUGCAAGAUUACAUAUGUAGCUAAUGUGAACCCCGGAGGAUGGGCACCAGCCUCAGUGUUAAGGGCAGUGGCAAAGCGAGAGUAUCCAAAAUUUCUCAAGCGGUUUACUUCUUUUGUCCAAGAGAAAACUACAGGAAAACCUAUUUUGUUUUAGUAUUAAGAGUGACUGGAACAAGGCUGUGUGACAUUCCAUGUUGGAGAAGAAAAGAGAAAACGGAAUGCUCUAAGCUGGAACAUAGGAUCUACAGCCUUGUCUGCAGCUCCAGACCUUGGCUUUGUGUACAAAAAAAAAAGAAGAAAUAUUGCAACGGUAAAGCUGAACAUCUAAUGCUAGCUGUCUCCUGCUAGAGCUUCUCGCUCGGCAUAUAACUAUAAAUACAUGUAAUUUUACAUGUAUAUGGCUCUAUUUUUAUUUGCUUGUUCCUAGAAGAGAAAAAAAAAAUCAACUUUGAAUCACAACUAGAAAUCGAUGCUUUAAUUUUGGGGAACUUUUUCAGAGUUUUUAAUUUACCGUGGUCCAGCCUAAGAUCCUCAGUUGCAUCAGAUUGUGUGCAUAAAAGAAGAGCACAACAAUUGUGCCAUCUGUGCGCCAGUAUCCACAUGGGAUUCGUUCUUCAGGCCUGUAGUCAAAUCUGUGUCCAAAUCUUGUGACCUUUUUGCUUUGUAUAAUCAUAGAAUUCAUUGCUGCUGAUUUCUGUAAUGGUUCACUUGGUCCUGUAAGUGUGUCUUAAUAACUGAGGGUUGUCAAUAACCUGUGUGUGCUUGCCUUCUCUGUAGUCUUACUCCCAUGAAGAACUUCGGUUCUGAUGGAGAAAGAGGAAAAAAGCUUUAUCUCCCAUAUACCUUUAUAUUUAUAUUAUACUUUUUAGUUGUAUACUAUAUGCUACAGGUUUUUUUCAGUUUGGUUACAAACUCAGUUUGGUAAUUCCUAAAUUGCCUCUGCCUGCCUCCAGACAGAAACUCGUACAAAUUCAUAGGCAUGGACGACUUUCUGGUAAAAUGAUCAAGAUAAAAUGAGUUCAUACUUUCCUGAAAUUUGUAAGAGAAUAUACGAUAUAACUUGGUAAAGCAAAUCAGACUGUUUGACAUUUGAUUCGAUACUUCUAGAAUUUUGUAACACCUAGGCUUGCUAGUUUUUCGUAGUUGGGGCCAGUUUAAGAGAUGGGUUCCAGGUAGAUAUUGAAGAUCUGAGUGGUGUUCCCAUUAGCCUUGAUCAGAAACUUGAGCAGAGCAGCAAAAGAUGCCACACAGUUCACACUGAUAGUCCUUUCUUUAGUUGCUGUAAGAAUAUAACAUGUAAAAUAUCCUUUUUAGUUGUGAAGCAUGGAGUUGAGGCAAAGGAUGGUACUUAAUGAAAUCUAAUGACUGCCUACUUCAAAACCCUCAUGGUGUUUACACACAAAUGUAUUUGUAUAAAUCAGGCAUUUUGUAGAGGCUUUGCUGACUUGUUCUUCUCUUUAGAAACAGAAAUGAGACCCAUUUUGUAAAGCAGAAAGUCAUGUCACAUAAAACACAUCCUGUAUAUAGUCUAUAUGUGGUAAUGGAGUCUUAAUGAUAAAUGCAAGGCGAUAAUUUCAUGAUGGGAUUAGUCCGAUCACUUUAUAUGCACAAUCCUGGAAGUGAAUUACUUGCAUCAAAUAGAGUGUAUUUAUUAUUCUGUACAGAGAGAAAAAUACCAUAUAAAACAUGCUUACAUGACAUGCACGCAGUUUCAUGCUCCAUGGAUCUUUCUAUUUUUUAAUUUACCUUUCCCUAAAUGAUGUGCAUGGAAUAAUAUGCCUUAUUACAAAAAAAAAAUGCUGUUCAUAAUUUGAUUCCGUGGAAAAGUGCCUAUAUGGUAGUAAUGUUAGAAAGGCAAAUCAGAAUAUCAACAGUCACUACAUCACCAGUUCACAUUUUAUAGUGUGACUUCAAAAGAAAAGUUUAUACCUCAAAUAUGUAUUUUAUUUUACAAUCAGCUAGGAUGGAAAAAUGGGAGGGCUUGGGGGGUGGGGAGGGAGAUUGAUUCACAUAGGCACUGAUGAGAGUUGAGAGAAAUUCUCAAUGCCCACUAUUAAAAAUGUUUGCCAUGGGGCUGGGCAUGUGGCCUAGUGGUAGAGCGCUUGCCUAACAUGCAUGAAGCCCUGGCUUCAAUUCCUCAGCACCACAUACACAGAAAAAGUCAAAGUGGCGCUGUGGCUCAAGUGGUAGAGCAAAAGGAA
Molecule: messenger RNA, 4386 nt
Organism: Perognathus longimembris pacificus (Pacific pocket mouse)
Lineage: Eukaryota; Metazoa; Chordata; Mammalia; Rodentia; Heteromyidae
Gene: Cert1
Product: ceramide transporter 1
Exons: 18
Coding region: 465-2339 (624 amino acids)
Biological process (GO): ER to Golgi ceramide transport
Cellular component (GO): Golgi apparatus
Molecular function (GO): phosphatidylinositol-4-phosphate binding
Source: RefSeq, a predicted model, not a curated record